This is a messenger RNA of Anastrepha obliqua, 2282 nucleotides long. Its product is annotated as centromere/kinetochore protein zw10-like. Gene Ontology annotation, cellular component: chromosome, centromeric region; RZZ complex; nucleus. Bases 111 to 2237 code for a protein of 708 amino acids. The transcript is spliced from 5 exons. Lineage: Eukaryota; Metazoa; Arthropoda; Insecta; Diptera; Tephritidae. Gene Ontology annotation, biological process: endoplasmic reticulum to Golgi vesicle-mediated transport; mitotic spindle assembly checkpoint signaling; mitotic cell cycle. The record is from RefSeq and is a predicted model, not a curated record.
UCCAAAUGUCAAUAGUCACCAAUUGCGAUUUCUGCAGAUAUUCGAUUUUAAUUAGUUUUUGUUAUUUUCUGCGUUAAGUAUAAGUAUUAAUUAAGAAAAUAUUAUUUUUUAUGAAUAUGGAGUUUCAGCUGAAUACUGACGUACAAUUUGACGAUGAUGUCGUAAAGAUCCUAAAACACGGUAAUUGCGGAGAUCCCGAAGUCACCAAAAGUACUAUUACUAAAAUUUUGGCACAAAUAAAGAAGUUCCAGGAUCGUAUACGCAAGCAUAUCGAAGAUAAUUAUGUUGAAUUCAUGUCAAAUCAAACAACGAACGCCGCAUAUAUCAACGAAGGCGAGCAAUUGGUGCGUGAAGCUGAACACUUGUUGCAGACGAUUGGCAGUGAGGCAAACGCCGAACUACGUCAAGCCAACUCUGAUCUGACUUUGUGCAUAGAUGAAUUUCGGGAAAUGUCCUUGGGUUUACGCGUUUGCUACCGGAUACUCAAAGUGGACGACCUUUUUCAAUGUGUGGAAGAGGCAAACUCAAACAAGGAGUAUUUAGGAGCGCUUGAUCAUUUGGGUAAAUUAAAAGGUUUGAUUUCCUGUGACGGUGGAAGUGACGUGGAUCGCGUAUUUCAAAAAUGCGAUUGCUACGAUUCAAUAAAAGUAAAAUAUCACAUUCAAGAAAAUAUAUUGCGACAAAAUCUACAACAACGUUUCGAGUUGCUUGUACAAUUCACCGAGAAAAACUUCUCACAUUCAAAAUGUGUGACGCUGCAGGUAUCAAAAGAUGUUAGUCAGUUGCAAGACACUGUGAUGGCAUUGUUUCAAGCGCGUUUUAAUCCCGUUAAAAUGUGUGAUUUUCUUCUAGAAAAUUGUUUUGAGCCGAUUAUUUUGAAGCCGGUUUCCCUGGAUUACAGAGAGGAGAAUCCUGAUUAUGUGCAACUAACACUUUCAUAUUCGUUGAAGGACAUGACCAAAAGUUUAAGCCCCUCCUAUAAGAAAGUCAUCGAAAAUAUUAAGCUCUUACUGAAUUGUCUGGCCAACAUCAACGUUUCAGUAUCUAAUGAUCAACAAGUAUUCUCCAUUAUAGGUGACCAUAUCAAGCAACGAUUUUUAAACGUACUCGUGGAGGAUUGUCUAAUGCAAGCGAUACCAAAAAACAUGAGUGAAUACGACGAAUCGACGCUCGUAGAAGACGUCAUGCAAUUAGAACACUUUCUAGACAAUGUCUCCCUUAUUAAUGCCGAAACUGAUAGAGCCUUAAAAGAUUUCACCGAAAAGUUUGAAACAUUUUUCCGUGAACAAUUCAGCAAUAAGCUUUUGGAAAGUGCACUAGAUAUAAUGCAUAAAGACUUGCAAGAUAUGACAUUGAUUCCGGAGAAUUCUGCUGAGGACGGUGCAAAAAACACAUCGCUUUUUCCCUGCUGUAUGGUGUCAAAGAGUACACUGGAACUCAUUAAACUGAUGGAACGCAUAUUACGCCAAUCGCUCGAUACAAACGAUGAAAUUCUACUAAAUGUCAUCAGUGUCAUACUUAAUUCAUAUGUGGACGAAGUGCCGAAGAUACAUGAAAAGCUGCUAGAGAGCAUACCCCAACAGUCAGCUCUAUUUUAUAAUAAUUGUCAGUUUCUAGCACAUUGGACAGCAACGAACUCGGAAAAAGGCAUAUCCACAUAUCCAAUACUGGUGAAGACCUUGCAUACGACCGGCAGAAAAUAUUUGAAUCUGCAAAUCAACUAUCAGCAGAAAAUUAUCAUGGGUUUACUGAAAGAGUUCGAUUUUUCUGAUGCGCACACAGUUGGCACGGCACCGUUAAAACUAUUGCGCCAGUGUUUGCGUCAAUUAGAUUUGUUGAAAAAUGUUUGGCAGAACGUUCUACCCGACGCCACGUACAAUAAGACGUUUUGCCAUUUGUUAGAUGAUUUUUGUAAUGAAAUCAUACGGCGAAUACUCGCAUUGGAAGACAUUUCUGCCACAGUGGCGAAUGAGUUGAGCGAAUUGAUAAUUAUCAUAUUAGAAAAGGUGCCAACAUUAUUCAAGCUCAAACAUGAAGUGAUACACAUUAAAUCUUGGAUGAAACUUGAGCAAUUAAAAAUGAUACUCAAUGCAUCAUUGCAAGAAAUCACCGAACAGUGGUGUGAAGGUUCCGGUAUUCUAACAGCCAACUAUAAAAUCGAGGAAGUUAAGCAUCUUAUCCGCGCACUUUUCCAAAACACCGAUCGGCGAGCAAAGGCAUUAAGUAAAAUUAUUUAAAUUGUUAUGUUUAUAGUACUUAUACUAUUUGAAAUUUAAUUUUUU